This is a messenger RNA of Cicer arietinum (chickpea), 791 nucleotides long. RefSeq lists its product as uncharacterized. Gene Ontology annotation, molecular function: enzyme inhibitor activity. The record is from RefSeq and is a predicted model, not a curated record. Lineage: Eukaryota; Viridiplantae; Streptophyta; Magnoliopsida; Fabales; Fabaceae. Gene Ontology annotation, biological process: negative regulation of catalytic activity.
UAAGAGAAUCAUAAUCAAUUUUCUUGAAAAUAAAAUACAAAAUGAAGGUUUCAAGCUUUUCAAUUAUCAUUUUCUUUACCAUUAUAUCCUCCAUCCAACCAAUCCAAUGCAAUCUACCAAUGUCAGGUUCAAUCGAACAAAUAUGUCGAAAAACACCUCAUUACCAUCUUUGCCUUAUAACAUUAAAAUCAAAUUUAUAUUCACAACAAUUUACACAAACACAAAGUGUUGACAUUUCGGGAUAUGUUCGUGUAACACUUGAGGUUGUCGCGGCCAAAGCGCCCUUAAUAUUGGAGCAACUUCACGAGGUUUAUGCGCAAACCCAACAUACACAAUUGAAAAAUGCAUUGGAUAGUUGCAUUACUUCGUACACAAAAAUAUCAAAAGAGCUUAUUCCACAAGCUCUAAAUUGUGUGGACAAACGUGAUUAUAAUGGUGUGAAACAAAGUGCAUAUGUUGCUGGAAAUUUGGCUGCUUCUUGUGAGAAGAAAUGUUAUGGCACCACUAGUUCAUCUGCUUCGCCUCUAGGGGAUAAUAAUCAAUAUGUGCAGGAUAUGUGUCAAAUUACUGCCUCUAUUGUUACCAAAUUUGGUCAUUCACAACACCAAACUUUGUCAUAGAUUCUCGAAGUUUAUCUUACUUGUGUAUAUAUAUUGUACAUUGAUAUCUAGGCCUUUCAUGGCUUUCUUAGAUAGUUCUCCAUAAUUUAUAUUCACUCCAUCCAACACUAGUUAACCUGUACAUUUAAUAAUAAAGAUUGUACUAAAAAGACAGUCACUUUUAAAUUUCAA